This is a messenger RNA of Andrographis paniculata, 3444 nucleotides long. Its product is annotated as disease resistance protein RPM1-like. Gene Ontology annotation, biological process: defense response to other organism. The coding region runs from base 169 to 2907 and encodes 912 amino acids. The record is from RefSeq and is a predicted model, not a curated record. Lineage: Eukaryota; Viridiplantae; Streptophyta; Magnoliopsida; Lamiales; Acanthaceae. Gene Ontology annotation, molecular function: ADP binding. The transcript has 2 exons.
AUGGCCAUCAAGGGCAGCAGAGCCUCCGGGAACAUACGUGGAAAGGUCCACCAAGUAGGUCCCGGCGAAUGGGCAUUAUAGUAGUUCCCCACCAUCAAUCAUUUCUGCCGCAGCACAGAGAAUUCGUCAUUGCUGAUUAAAUCUAGGAAGCGAAAAUCGAGUUCAUCAAUGGCGGAGGCUGCUGUAGAGGUCCUGAAACUGACGAUCGAUCUCAUCCUUUACUCACCAGGAUUCGACUUCGAAGGAAUCCGCCCCGAAGUGUCGAAGAUCAAGCUGGAACUGGAGAGCAUGCAGUCGUUCCUGCGAGAUGCUGAGAGGUACAAGGACGGGCACGACGGCCUCUCCUGUUGGGCGACGCAAGUGAGGGAUGCAGCGUUGAAGGCUGAAGAUGUUCUGGACGAAUUUCUCUACCACCUGUACAGCGUCAAGCACGGCGGAUUCCUAGGGUUCCUCCGCAGAGCCGUCGUCUUCCCCAAGGAGAUGUGGAACCGUUGCCGGACGGUGAAUCGGUUGAAGGAAUUCAAACGUGAAAUUAAGGACAUCGCGAAGAGAAGCAAGAGGUACGAUCUCAGUAACAGAGAAAAAAUCCCUAACCACCAUCACUCCCUCAAUUAUGCCCAAAACAUUGGGGAAACCUCCUUCUUCGUGGAGAACACCGCCAUCAUUGGAAUCGACGAAGAAAGCCAUCAGCUUUUGGAAUGGUUGAUCGACGGGGAGAAGCAGCGCACUGUCACAUCCAUUGUCGGUAUGGGCGGUUCCGGCAAAACAACCCUAGCUGCUCACGCCUACAACUCCCUCGCCGUGAAGAAAUCCUUCGAUUGCUUCGUGUGGGUGUCGGUUUCCCAGAAGUACAUGAUCGAGGAGCUUCUCAAGGAGAUAAUCAAAGCCUUAUCAAGUUCGAAAUCGGCUUCCCCUGAUUUCGCGACGAACUACAAACAGCUGGUGGAGACCAUCGUCAACCUGUUUGAAGGUAAGAGAUACCUAAUUGUUCUCGACGAUGUAUGGAGCAGUAUUCUGUGGAAGCAGGUGAACGCUGCUCUUCCAGAUCACAACAAUGGAAGCAGAGUAAUAAUCACAACUCGUAUGGAGGACAUAGCAUCUUACCCUUACGGUGCAGGCAGCCAUGUCCUCCAUUGCAAGCCAUUGUUAAAGGAAGAAGCAUGGAAACUCUUCUGCAACAAGGCCUUCUGCGGUGAGCCUUGUCCUCUGGAGCUUCAGGACAUAGCCUCGAAAUUGCUCGACAAAUGCGAUGGUCUGCCUCUUGCAAUCCUUGCAUUAGGUGGCCUAAUGGCUCCCAAGGAUCGAACCGAGCUAAAAUGGAGGGAGGUAUACAACAGCCUAAACUGGCAUAUAACUGAGAAUCCAUUGCUGGAUGAAGUGAAAACAAUCUUGUUCCUUAGCAUCAAGGAGUUACCGUAUUUUCUGAAGAACUGCUUUAUGUAUUGUUGCUGUUUUCCGAUCGAGCAAUGGGUUGGCGCAGGCCGGCUGAUCAGAAUGUGGAUGGCCGAAGGGUUUCUGGAAGAAAGGAAAGGGCUGUCCCUCGAAGAUGUAGGGAAGAUCUACUUGAGAGAAUUGAUCCAUCGGAACAUUCUUCAAGUUGAGAAGCACAACAGUCUGAUGAGGCCUAAGCUCUGCAAACUGCACGAUCUGAUGUGGGAGAUCGCACAUUUCAUCUCCGAGAGGGAGAACUUCUUGUCAAUCUGUAUUCCGCAAGAUCUGGAAGUUGAGAUCAAAGCGCGACGAAUAUCCCUUCAUGUUUCUGAUUGGUCAUCGUAUCGUCCAGGGCAGGACAUGCGGUAUCUUCGCACUUUCUGUGCCUUCAAUGUUAAAGAUCGGGAGGGCUUCCCACUAGACGGUGUUUUGUCAAAUUUUAGACUGUUACGAGUACUGGAACUGAUCGGCGCGCCAAUUGAUAGCUUGCCGAAAACUUUGGGUAAGCUAUUCAAUCUUCGAUACUUGGGGCUGAAGCACACUAAGAUCAGCGAGCUCCCGGUGUCUAUUAGCAGGCUUCGGAAUCUUCAGACACUCGACAUCAGAAGAACACUGAUAAAGGAGCUCCCCAAAGAAAUCGGAAAGCUGCGCAAGCUGAGGCAUCUACUCGUUUACACAGGAUCCGACGAAGAAGUAUUCUACUACGUAAGUGGAAUGAAGGGUCCGAACACUAUCGUAGAGUUAAAGGACUUACAGGUUGUGAAUUGCCUCGAAGCAAAUUCCGACCUUGUGCAAAGGAUCGGGGAGCUGACACAGCUCCGGCGACUUGAGCUGACAAAUCUUAAAGAAGAUGAUGGAACCGCACUGUGCGCGUCCAUUGAGAAAAUGAAGGAUCUCCAUCACCUCCUCCUCGUAGCGAAAGAUGAAAACGAGUACCUCCAAAUCGGAGGACUAUCGUCGACUCCUUUGGUUCUCAGGAAACUCACUCUAGCAGGGCGAUUACGCGACAUCCCCCAUUGGCUUAGUUCGCUUCGCAAUGUGAUGUAUUUGCACUUGCACUGGAGCCAGCUGACGAUGGAUCCGAUUCCAUGCUUAAGCAAGUUGCCCGUCCUGGAACGCCUUACAUUGAUCAAUGCCUGCAGCGACGAAAUUAAAGAACUAUGCUUCGAGACAGGGUUCCUGAGAUUGGAGGACUUGUAUAUCAGCCGUUUUCCGGAAUUGGUUGAGAUUGUGAUCCACGAGGGAACGAUGCCAAAGCUUAUGCGGAUGACUUUGAAUAAGUGCAAACGGCUGAGGCGUGUUCCUCCGGGAAUCGAAUAUCUUAGAAAUCUGGAGAAGCUCCAGCUGAAUCAUAUGUCGGAGGAACUCAUUGCUAUUAUAUAUUCAAACAAUAGAGUUGAGCUUUCGAAGCUGAGGCUGAUUCCCAGCAAAGUCUACGAGAGAACUUCUUCAGUUCUUUAUGGAGAGCAUAAUUGAUUAUCUGUUGGAAGGGGGAAGCUCUGAGAUCGAGAGAUGAGGAGGCGAGCGACGAGGAAAUUAGCAGCAGAGGCAGCGUUUCUAGCAUCACGUCGGCCUGAGACGCCAGCUGAAGCGGCGGCGGCGGCGGCGGCGGCGGCAGAAAGUCCGACGCUAUCGCCGGCUGAAUCUCCUGCAUCACAAUUCGCUUUAAAUUUCAGCGGAUUGCGCGAUAUUGCGGAAGCCUUGAAGAGAAGCAACAAAAAUAGCAGUGCAGGUACAUCGGGAAUUAAGCGGAUGCAACCAACUGGAUUGUCUCCAUCUCUGAAGAGUGUAAACACGAUCUCAGAUCUGAAGGAAAUGGUCUCAACUAAUGUGGACUCGCUCAAGCGCCGACUGGAAAGAUCGCAUUCCGAGAUUUUGAAGGAUAUUGAGGCAUCGCACUGUCGCCUUCAGAAACGCUUCAAGGUUGUUGUAUGACUUGUCUUGCUGUUGAUAUAACUGGUAGAUAUCUGUAAUAUUGAUUCUGUAUAUAGCAAUUCCUUUGUUCUUCGAGUC